This is a messenger RNA of Anopheles coluzzii, 6010 nucleotides long. Its product is annotated as inhibitor of Bruton tyrosine kinase. The transcript is spliced from 6 exons. The record is from RefSeq and is a predicted model, not a curated record. Gene Ontology annotation, molecular function: protein binding. Lineage: Eukaryota; Metazoa; Arthropoda; Insecta; Diptera; Culicidae. The coding region runs from base 247 to 4125 and encodes 1292 amino acids.
GUGAAAUGGGAGAAGGCGGCACAGAAGCUCAUCUCGAAACGAGCACUGUAAGCAAGUAAAGGACGGCUAGAGAAAAUAAGCGAGAUGCAGCAAUGUUUGAACGUCAAAAACCCUCGCCUUGCCCAACGGGAUUCAAUUUUUUGACGGCUCCAGGGUAGCUGUUGGGGGCUUCGAGUUGGCAUCUUUUGCGGUGUUUGUUAUGAUUUUGUGUAGAGUAGAAAAUAAAAGUUUGUAUUCGUUCUUUCAAUGUUUACCAUCACUGACUAUGAUUAUGAUUGCACGAAAAAGUGUCGUCUAGUGAGACAUGGUAACGCCAUCACGGCGGCCCUUACCAAGCGCGCUGUUUCGGACGAGUUGCUGGCUGCAUACAUCGCCAAAACAUGUCGCAACUUUACCCACGUCCUCGACGAAUAUGGUCGGUCGGCACUGCAUAUGGCCGCAUCGGUCGGUCGUUCGGCCAUCGUCGAAUGGUUAAUAAACCAGGGAGCCAGUAUAACGCAAAAGGAUCUAGAGUCCGGUCAUACGCCGCUGCACCGUGCCAUGUACUAUGGCAACGUCGGAGCGGCUGUUGCGCUUGUUAAGCAUGGUGCGGCACUCGAUGCGCCGGAUGAAGACUUCGUUAAUCCGAUGCAGCUGUGCAGCAAUGUGUCUGAGCAGCGGGCUAGCAAGGACGGUUGUGAGCGUAUUGCAAUCGGAUCCGAGCUGAUGAUCUGGGGACAGAACAAAAAUUACAACCUAGGCAUUGGAAACGCACAGGAUAAAGGCAAUCCCGAGAGCAUGGAGUACUUCCGCAAAACGCGUACCACCAUCCGGAAGCUAGAGAUCAGCUCGUACCAUAGCGUGUUUUUGACACACAAAAUGGGAGAGUUGUAUGCCGCAGGUCAUGGCGUCGGAGGACGGCUGGGUCUAGGAAUGGAGGACACCAUCGCCUACCCGAUGAAGGUUCCGGUGCCGCUGAGAGAUAACGAGCGUAUUACGGACAUUGCCGCGGCGAAGCAUCAUACCCUCAUCUUGACAGAUAAUAAUCACAUUUAUUCUUGUGGCGAGAACAAGCACUGCCAACUGGGACUAAAGCCACCGCCAGCAAAUCUGCUUAGCUUCAAGGAGAUUACGGGUCAUUCCAGCUUAUCAGGGAAAACAAUCAAGCGUGUCAUUGCGAUGGACUACCAUUCGAUCGCCGUCCUGGAGGCGGACAUUUAUGUGUGGGGUCUUAACGGCGGCCAGUUUGGCUUGAAGCGAGAUUCUCGCAGUGACAUGAUCGUGCUGCCGAAACCGAUCCCGCUAAUACCGGAGGGAACGAUGCUCAAGGAUGAUGGUAGCGCCAUAAAGCGUGACACCACCAUCAAGCUGAUCGAGUCAAGCAAUGGAGCCAUCGUUGUGUAUACGAUGAAAAACUUUCUGCACAUUUUCAGUGGCUUCAAGGUGAAAACCUACAAAAAGCCCUUAAUGGAGAAAAUAGAAUGCCUUUCGGUGGCGGGUGGCGAGCUGCAAACCGAACAGGAGGACGUUGUGAAACGUUCAGGGGAUCUGCGUGUGCUAGUCUUUACAACGUCCCGUAACAUCUACAUCUGGUACGAGGAUUGCCAACAGUUUGUGCGGUGCGUGCUUGCCCAGUCGCGCAAUCUGGAGGUGGAAAAGAUUCGCUGGUGCUCACAGAACGCCCUGGUGCUGCUGCUUGGCAAUCUGUACCAGGGCAUCAUCACCAACAAGCUGCCCCGUUCGGCAAAGCACCAGUUCAGCGAGUUCAAGGAAACGUGCACACGCAAGGAGCUGUGCGAAACAAUGCAAAGCCGCAUAGAGCUUCGGCGCAUACGCAAUUUGUGCAACGUGGUGGAUUUUGCUUGCGAUGCGGAUGGUGAGAACUACGCCGCAUUGGUGGAGAAUACGCGACGCUGCUUUUGCGUGCCGGAGUUGGUAGAAUCGAACUACGAUUACGGCACAUUGUUAGCCGACACCACCGAAAUGGACGGUGUGCACGAUGUGGUGUUCUACGUCGAAGGUGAACCGUUUCCGAGCCACCGUUUCAUUCUGUAUCAUCGAUCGGAAGCGCUGCGUACACUGUUGCAGCAGCACCCAGCACAGAAAGAAUACGAUCUACAGGACUACGGGUUCGCUGGUAUGACGACGGGAGCGUUUCGACUAAUCAUGCGUUAUCUUUACACCAAUCAACUUAUCGCACGGGCGGACGUCGAACGAUUACUGAUAAAACCGGGCACAGAUCCGACCGCGGUACGAACUUCUGAACUAAGCGGCAUGUGUCGCAAACUAAAGGAACAGUUCGACAAGCUCCAACUGGAUGUCUUAUCACAAUCGGUUAAAACCUUACAAGUAGAGCCUCCUAUCGAACCGUUUCCGAAGCUACGGCACGAUUCCUACCCGGAGCUGUACGACAUUGCCAUUGAGCUGCAGGACGACAAGAAGCUUCGUGCGCACAAAUGCGUGUUGGUCGCACGGCUCGACUAUUUCAACAUGAUGUUUGCCCACAGCUGGAUGGAAAAGCGCACAACGGUCGACCUGCGGACGGUGCCGCGUGAGUAUAUGGACGUUAUCGUACCCUUCCUGUACGAUAAUGAUUAUGGGCGCGUUCGAAGGCAACGUUACUCGGAGAAUUUUAUUCUGAGCAUGAUCAUCAUUUGCGAUCAGUUUCUGAUCGAAGAGCUUAAAAGCAUUUUCGAGACGAUCCUCGGCCAACGUGUGCACCUGCGCAACGUGGGCGAAUUGCUCGAGUUUGCCUACCAGUACAACUGCGAAGUGCUAAAGAGCGUGUGUAUGCAGUAUGUCAGUGUAAACUUUGCCCGGCUGCUCGAGUGGCAUUUACUGGACGGGCUAGAUCCCACCAUGCUGGCACAGAUCGAUCGGUUUUAUAAGGAAUUCUUCCGCCUGUCCGAUUGCCGUACGAUCACUCCCUUUGCGGAUGCGAUAGGUGACGAGGAGCUGGAACAGUUUGUGAGCGACUUCCGGAUCGAUCUCGAACAGAAGGCGACAGACCACCCACCGAAUGCGUCCGAACGCUCCACCAAACUAACUCCGAAAGGUAAACAGAACAAUAUGCCCGCUCUCUCGAAGCUGCAGCGCGAGAAAAGAAACUAUGAAAAGGAAGCGAUGGCGUACCUGGAACGGUUGGUGCUGGAAGAAGCCGCUGCCGUGAAGGAACGAAAGACUUCGGCCAGCAAGACAACCAACAACGCUUCUUCCAUCUACAGUCCACCCUCGUACAAGGACGAUAAAUCUCCCGAUCGCCCAGUGCCGGAGGAACGGUCGGCGAACAAAUCGUGGCAAACGGUGUCGGCCGAUGCGAAACGGAAAGCUGCCCUUACUGCCGCCCUGCGUGCGAACGAACUUAUGAAGGAGGAAGCGAAACAGCCGGCUAACGAAAGCUUCGCCAGCCUUCGAACGGUGCUGGAGCGUAGUCCUACAGCUCCGCAGCUGAUACCGGUCCGGUCGCCCGAUGAAGGGUACGAAUCGGCUAGCAACGUGCCGCGAGCGACUACACUCAAUCUGAGUGACUUUACCCUUCAAAACGGGCGAUUGUCGCAAAAGCAGCGCAAGCGACUCAAUUCGGAAAAGUCCAGGUUGGCCAAAUCGGCCAGCCAGGAGGCAAACGGACAACCGCAAACGCCUGAAAUGCCAGUAGUGAACCCGUGGAAAAAUGUCACGAGUCCACCGGCAGCGGAUCUGUUUAAAUCCGGUGCCGAUCCAGUCCUGGGUUCCGAUACGGCAUUAUCCGCCCGUAGACAGCGGAAGAGCAGCACAAACGAGCAGAGCAAAGCUGUCGGAUUGCAGCAGCCGGACGACGACAUGUUUCCUGCAAUUAAUUCGACGGAAGACCAAACCACCGGUACAACGGCCGUUAGCGUGCAUCCUCAGCGGCAGCGCAGCUCUCGGUACGGCGAGGGAGAGACCGAUUUUAACGUGAUUCUAGAAGACGAACGACGGCAAAAGCGCUACUUUGAGAAGAUCAAAUCGAAGUCCCUCGUUGAUACGCAAAUCGAGGAGCAGGCUAUCGAAGAGCUGCGCGCAUUCUACAACGUGGACCAUGUGUUCGAUGAAACCAUCACUAUCGAACGCUAUCGACCGCCGUUGUUGGAGAAUGGGCCGAACUUAGCGGUGUGGCAAUAUCGGUAAAGUUACCGGGGGGUGACGGGGUAUCACCCAACCAUGAUGCUAUGAGCUCACUUGCAAAACCUGUAUUUUGAUAUCAGGGGGUUUCUACUGUAAUUUUCUGUGUAUUUAUGUGAAUAGAGUGACAUUAUGCGCAGCAUCAAAGUAAAUUUGUUCGUAUAUUUAAGGUUGGAAAGAAAUGGGCGAGUAGCGUCUAUUCCCGACGCGGUAGUGCGUCAAAUCGAUACUAUUUUCUGCAAGAAUUGUCUAAAGCAAAAUAAAUUAAUAUUUUGCUAAAAAAAAUUACAGAAACAGUAUAAAAGACACGGUAUAUUUCAGCAUGAAUCGUGUUACUCAGAUAAUCAAAUAAAUAACAUUAAAUCAAAAUAACCAUUUAAAAAUGAUAUUCGAUUUACGCGUAUGUCUUAGGAAUACAUAAACCGCGUAAAUUGAAAAUAGACUGUACUAGUUAAUUAGACCCGGUUACAGAGCUAAGAAACGUAAUUCCGAAGUGCUCCAUCAAUCUAAUGGGCAUCGCAAGAGAAACCGAUUCCUCUACCCAUACUGCUGAUGAAACUGAUCAUGAUCCCAACCCGUUUUGAAACUGAUGCUGACCCCAUACCGGUACUGGGACCGAACUCAUCCUGAAACUAAGUCCUCAAGCUGGUACUGAACCCAUAUUAGACUCACAAAACCCGUAGCGGUCUGUUAACGGAAUACAGUCUGAACUCACUGGUUGAACUUCGAUUCCCUUCCAACUAUUGAAUAUGUACUUUUUAGUUGGCACGUUUUUCCAUAACGUUCCAUUCCAUUGCCGAUGGAGAGCUAAAAUUUUGAGUUAUCGUUAUCAGUCUUUGAGGCGGUUUCCAAUGACCGAUCGAUGACGACCGAUAGUUCAUUCUGUGCAAUGAUUCACCGAUGAACAGGUUUUUGGUUCAUUUUUAGCCUAAAUUUGUCCACUGGGAGACCGUUGAAAUUCAUUUUUGUUCAUUUCAGAGUUAUUAUAGUUCAUUUUUGUUCAUUUUUUAUUCAUUUCAUGAUUUUUUUGUUUCCUGGAUCGUGUUAUACAUAUAACUGAAGUUCAUCGCAAACUAUCGAUCAUCAUCGAUCGUUGGUCAGAAAGGGUCUCUACGUAUCGCGAAUGUUAACGAUAAUGAUAACGUGUACGAAACGAAUUCGACAGCAAGACUUGCAGCACUGGUGAAGUAACAGGUUGUUAAACCUUAAACAUAGAUCAAUAUAAAUAACAAUACAGAAAGAAAGUCCAACUUCUUGUUAUUUUCUCGUUUUUGUUCCGUUGUCUUUAUUGUUGAAAUCAAUGUUUUAUAUGCGUUUUGCUCUUUCUCUCCUUCCUCUUUCAUCGUUUCUUUACCGUUGUUGUUCUUGUUGUUGAUGUGUGUCGCCGUGUGUGGUUGGAUUAAUUAUGUUUUAAGUGUGUUGUUGUUUGCAUUUCUAGCUUGCAUGCUGCUUUGAUUUGUUUUCUUCUCCUACUUCUUUGUUAAAUGUGUUUUGUGUGUGUUUUAAUUAUGUUCUUUCAGAUUAUUUGCUCCUUCUCAAAUAGGGUGCGCUAAUAGCGGCGACCGAGACUUUUCAAACCUUUUUUCUUCCCUUUCUUCAUCCUCUGCUGUGUUGUUAUCGGAGUUUCAGCUCAGUGCAUUGACGCUACGAUAUUCAUAAGCGAUCACACCCCUCACCUUUUUAUAUUUACUUGUUUGUUUUUUUUUUUUAAUUUGCAAAUCUUAUACUGUUUUAACUGGUGCUUUUCACAAGGUUUUAUGUUUAACCAGUUGAUGCGCGACAGCUGCGCAUGUAUCUUUAUAGUGAUUCUAGCUAACACUUCCGCUGCUGCUACGUCUGUUUGCUUUAUAUAUGCUAGUUGUGUGUUUUUAUGCUUGCGUGUAACAUUGUG